CCUGCUCUGACUGCAGCGAGAGGACUGGGCCGCCUGUGAGUGUUUUGGGACGGGUGGGACGGGUGUUGGGCCCUGGCCCGCUGCUCGUUGAGAAGAGUAAGAACGAUACGUGCUUUCACGUCAGUCUCCAAUAACACCAGAAAAAGUCGCUAGUCUGAAUACUCGCUAAAUAUAGAGACAAAGUCGCUAAAUUGGCAACAUUGCCUCCACGACCGGUUUCUGUAUAUGAUCAAUGGUCAUCUACGUCACUGAACGAACCAAUCAGCUCGUAGACCAACCUCCAAAAACGCGCCAGUAGUUCAAAUUUCAGGCGGGAGACACAUUGUUACACUUGUAAAAUUGUACUUUCAUUUAGCUUGAAAAUUAGCGAUUGUACCUAGCUCCCCAGUAUUUAACAUUUAUCUGGAUAAUUAGUCAUAUUUCAUAUUCUACUACUGUAGUAGGCCUUGGCAAUCAAUGAGUGAGUUCUGUUUUACGGUGGUGUUGUCAAUUUAGUGUGAACCCUUUUUACUCCACCCAACACAGGGUUUAAUGUUCUCUAGCACACAACACACACAGAAGACCAAGUACGCUCGAGGUAAGUUUCAUUUUAAAUUCAUGGGUUAACAUUGAUCGGACCCUGUUUCCCCACAGCAGACAUGCACGCCAUCCCCCAGGUAAAUAUCAGGCAUGCAAAAGUGACACUGCAUUAUUCUGAUAUGGCACUACAAUCUCGCUCUGGUGCUGCACAAAAUAUGGGACCCACCCUUGGCCCUGCCAACUCCUCUAACGGACUCUCUACUAUGGGACAAAAUUGGGAGGAGGAAAGACAACGUAUAGAAAGGGUGGGGAUAGGUUAUCGAGGCCGAAGAGAAUCAUAUCCCCACAAAAUACAAUUAACGUCUCUGUAUGGCGAUACCCAGAUGCUCCCUGUCCUGGAAGCUGCCCGGUCUGAGAUUGACGACGUCACCGAUGGCCCCGCCUCCAGUGCUAAACACCCGCAGACACUGGUCUAGUGCGAUCACAGCCAACACUCAAACAGACACGACCACUUGCAUCGAGGCCUGAUCACCACAAAACACAAGGCUUUUAAAGGAAAUGACAGCCUAUCCCCAGCUAGCUAACCCGCUGCAGGUUCUCUGUGUUGUGCCUAUCGGAGUAUAUCUGCUGUUGUUACCUUCAAGAGCAACAAUGUCACGUUGGAAGGAUAUGAAGAAGGAUGAGCUCGAGAGGCAGUUUUCGCCCAGCCAGUGGUCGCACAGAAUGUCGGCAGACGACGUUAUCAAAGCCCACGUGACGGCGCUCAAAGAAGGUACGGAGCGUGCCCGUGGCCUGGCCCAGACCCUGCUGAACGUUCCCUAUGGAGAAGGAGAGGGGGAGAAACUAGACGUCUAUGUUCCCACCACCACUUCUCUAGAUGUCCCACUGGUAAUCUACCUCCAUGGAGGCUACUGGCAGUUCCUUAGGCCUAUGUUUCUACUUCCUAGUAAGGAUGAGUCAGGGUUUAUGGCCGUCCCUUUGGUCCAUAAGGGCAUCGUGGUGGUCGCCGUGGGCUACGACAUCGCUCCCAAAGGGAACAUGGACGUGAUGGUGUCUCAGGUGCGGAGGAGUGUGGUGUCCGUCAUUCAACAGUAUUCACACAUUAGUGGUCUGUACCUGUGUGGCCACUCUGCGGGGGCCCACCUGGCUGCUAUGAUCCUCUCUACAGACUGGUCUCAGUACAAUGUGACCCCUCAGAUCAGAGGUGCGUUCCUGGUCAGUGGUAUAUAUGACCUCCUGCCAAUCCUGUCCACCUAUGUCAAUGAGCCUCUGAAGAUGACAGAAGAGGUGGCUCUGAGGAACAGUCCUAGUCAGCUGGUUCCGCAGCUCAAACUCUCCUCCUCCAACUGUGACAUCGUGGUUGCCAUGGCGCAGACCGACUCGCCAGAGUUCCGGAAGCAGUCUGAGGACUACUACAAAGCUCUGGAGUCAACAGGAGGACUGAAGGUAACAUUGGAGGACGUUCCAAACACAGAUCACUUCAACAUCAUCGAGCAGCUAGUCGACGGAGACUACCACCUCACUCAGUUGCUGUUAAAGAUGAUGGGGAAGAGCUAAAGAGAUACAGGGACACCGGCCAGUCAUUUAAGAGAUACAGGGACACCGGACAAUCAUUGAAGAGAUACAGGGACACCGGCCAAUCAUUCAUUCACAUAUCAACCACAAACACCUCUGUUCAGAACCACAUCUAGAGGCGCCACGCACCAGUUAUUGUUGAGGGGGGACUGAUGGCUAUUGGCUAAACAAGGUGGUUAGGUAACAGGCAUUCUUUUUUGUGUUACAGCAGCUCUGGGGUGACGUUUCCCCUAGUUACAGGUCUAGGAUCAGUUUAGAUUCCCCCUAACUUUAACCAUUAGUGGGGAAAAUGCAAAUAACUGACCAGAGAUCAGCAUAUAGCAUUUUGUCUCAAAGGCCACAUCGGGAUUUCAAAAUUCAGCGGAAGGCGCACAGAUUUUUUUCCCGGACCAAUUUGUUCGUCAAAAUCAAUUUGCGGGCCAGAAAAAGUGCAGUUAAUUCAAAACGUUUAGUUCCAUUAUAAUUUCUACAUACUUUCUAUCUAAUUUUAAACGUUCAAGAGUGGCCUGGAGUGUUUUUUAAACCCCAAAUCCCCUCAAUCCACCCAUUAUGACAUCAUUGACUUGAAUAAGGAUGCCUGUUCUUUGAUUCUAUUGCUAUACUCUGAACUAUAUUGACUGAAUAUUUCCCCACAAUGUUGUUGUUCACCUUUUUAUUACAACUUUAUUAACCUGUCAUUAGAACCAGGUUUCAAAUUAUACAUCGACUCUUGGGGGUGCAUGAACAAUGAUUCAAACCCUGGUUAUUUUAUAAAGGACAUGAACAGGGUCGGGACUUCUCAUGUUAAGAUUGAGGACAUGACAUGAAUUGAAAUCAGUAUGGUGAAGGGUGAAUGUUGGCAUUCAAUAGGUUAUGUCCCGAAUGGUGACCAAGGCCCUGGUAAAAAGUAGUGCACUAUAUUAGGGAAAAGGUUGCUAUUUUGGACACAAUAAAUGUUUAACUAUAUAAUUGUCAAAUGUGUGUUACACAGGGAAUUAAUUGGAACAUCUACCCAAAAAAUAACCUUUGACACUUUACCCUAAUAGGAAAUUGUCAAAGGAAGAUAUUUUUAUGGAAGGUGCAAAUCUGAGUAAAUUAUCUAGCACACUAAAAUGUAGUCAUUGUUUUAUGUGGGUCAUGGUGCUUCUUUGUCUAGUAGCCUAAAUCAUUGUUUACAUUAUUGUUUACAUGACAUGUUUGUAGUCGUAAUUGUUGUGGGAGAAUUAUGAAAAAUAUCAAAUAAAUGUGUAUCAAUCAUAUAAGUGUU
Messenger RNA from Coregonus clupeaformis (lake whitefish), 3340 nucleotides. RefSeq names its product arylformamidase (gene afmid). The transcript has 12 exons. Lineage: Eukaryota; Metazoa; Chordata; Actinopteri; Salmoniformes; Salmonidae. Gene Ontology annotation, molecular function: arylformamidase activity. The record is from RefSeq and is a predicted model, not a curated record. Bases 1078 to 2076 code for a protein of 332 amino acids.